This is a messenger RNA of Dovyalis caffra, 1182 nucleotides long. Lineage: Eukaryota; Viridiplantae; Streptophyta; Magnoliopsida; Malpighiales; Salicaceae. The record is from the annotation of a GenBank genome assembly.
AUGGUGGAGCCGGUGAACGAGAACGAGGAGGAGCUCUCACUGUUGUCUCUAAACAGCAACGUUGACGGGUCAUGGCGGUUAAACUUCGACGGCUAUCAGUUAUCACCAGAACGCAAAGAGAAAAAACCGUCUCGUGGAAUCCAUGAUUGCUAUGGAGUUUUAGGUCCUGAAGAUGAUGUAGCUGAGUACUAUCAGCAGCAGGUGGAGAUGCUCGAGGGCUUUAAUGAAAUGGAUGCUUUGACAGAGCGUGGAUUUAUUCCUGGGAUGUCGAAGGAAGAGAAGGAAAAUUUGGCUAGAAGUGAGACCUUUGCAAUUAGAGUAUCAAAUUUUGCAAAUAUGGUGCUUUUUGCUGCUAAGGUUUAUGCAUCUGUCAAAAGUGGUUCAUUAGCCAUCAUUGCAUCCACAUUAGACUCUCUUCUUGAUCUUCUGUCUGGCUUUAUCCUCUGGUUUACUGCAUUCUCUAUGCAAACACCGAACCCUUAUCAAUACCCCAUUGGAAAGAAACGUAUGCAGCCUUUGGGGAUUCUUGUUUUUGCCUCUGUUAUGGCAACUUUAGGAUUGCAGAUUAUAUUGGAAUCAUUACGCACAUUGCUGUCUGAUGAGAGUGAUUUUGAUCUGACCAAGGAGCAAGAGCGCUGGGUUGUGGGCAUUAUGCUAUCAGUGACUUUGGUAAAACUCAUGUUGAUGGUUUAUUGUCGGUCAUUUACUAAUGAGAUCGUCAAAGCUUAUGCCCAGGAUCACUUUUUUGAUGUUAUUACAAAUAUCAUUGGCCUUAUUGCUGCACUUCUUGCUAAUUACAUGGAAGACUGGAUGGAUCCUGUCGGCGCUAUAAUUCUGGCCUUGUACACCAUUCGCACAUGGUCAAUGACUGUGUUGGAGAAUGUGAAUUCUCUCGUUGGAAAAUCAGCUACACCAGAUUAUCUACAAAAGCUAACAUACCUUUGCUGGAACCAUCACAAGGCCAUUAGACACAUUGACACAGUUCGGGCAUACACCUUUGGGUCUCACUACUUUGUCGAGGUGGACAUUGUCCUGCCUUCCAUCAUGCCCUUGCAGGAGGCUCAUGACAUUGGGGAAUCUUUGCAAGAGAAGCUCGAGUUGCUUCCAGAGAUUGAGCGUGCCUUUGUCCAUCUUGAUUAUGAAUGCACCCACAAACCUGAGCAUGCACAGUCGCACUCUUAG